This is a messenger RNA of Cladocopium goreaui, 1752 nucleotides long. The record is from the annotation of a GenBank genome assembly. Lineage: Eukaryota; Dinophyceae; Suessiales; Symbiodiniaceae.
CGGGGUUGUGCACACCCCCACAUCUCGCCAUGGCUUGCUCCGGUCGUUUGGCAGAGGUUCUGAAUGAAGAUGCGCUCGUGCGAAUUUGUCGCUUUCUUCCUGCCCGGCCUUUGCUGGAGCUGGGCAGCAGCUGCUCAGAUUUCUAUCAUCGGGCUAGGAACUCCAAGGAGUUGUGGAAGGGUUUGUGCUCCUUCCUGCUGGGUGACACCACGCUAAUGCUACAUGAAGCGAGCUGGUCGUCCAGUUCGACGCUAGGUUCCACAGCGGAGUUCUAUCGGCGCCUUUUUCGCGCAGCUUGGAGUUGCGAGGACUUUUGCUACGACCAUCGCUUGCGGCGCAGUUUGUUGAUGUCUUUACAGAAUGAGGCGGAAGGAGAAGGAUCUCGGAACCAGUCCACGGAGCUCCUUUGCAUGUCGGGCCACAGCUCUGAAACCUUAGGACCUUUAGUGAUCCAGAUUGGUGGCAUGCGCAACUCCCUGCAGCCAGACGAUAUUGUUCACGUGACCGUCAUCAACCUGCAGAAUCGCCAGAUCCUUCGCCCCACGCUGACAGAGGAUUCCCUGAAGCCGCUGCAGCGCAUGCGUCAUGCCAGCUGCGUGGUGAUGCCCAACUCCCUGCCACAGGAUGCGGCAUUCCCUGGAGCCAUUUUGGUGCUGGGGGGCCAUGAUGCGAAUACCCGAGCGCCCAGGCUAGGAACGCCGCGCCCGGCCAUGCGGCGCUUGAUGUUCCUGCAGGUCACCAAGGACGAUGGAUCUCAGAUCCGAUGGAUAGAACGACAGGCAUUUGGCACUAUCCCUGAGUACAUGUACAACCUCGCUUGUGCCUCCUUUGCCGAUGGUAAGAAGGUGUGCGUCUUUGGGGGUGACAUCCCUACCUCCGAAGAAGAGUACGAGCGCAUUCAAGAUCGAACGUGUUGCAGCUUUGUGUAUGUUUUGGAGUUGACCACUUGCACCUGGUCAGCCAUACGUACGAGGGGCCUGGCCCCUGACUGGCGAUCCUUCCAUGCUGCUGUGAGCCACACAUCGUUUUUGGAUGGCAAGGACUAUCUGAUCACCUUUGGUGGCAGCAGUGAGCAUUGCGAGCCCUUGGCAGGUGGACAUUUGGCCGACAUGCGCGGCUACCAGUUGGACCUUCAUGACUUCAAGUGGCAGAUGGGUCCCGCAGAGGAUCUGCCAGCGCCCCGUUUGCGCUUUGGGGUGGCGCGCUGGGGUCGACAUCUCUUGGUUCAUGGAGGUCAUGGUAAUGGUCUCCACCAGAGCGUGACACGGUUGAAUCUGCACACUUUGAAGUGGGGUCGCCUGAAGUUUACGAAUGCUCCACCCCCUUUGGGAGCGUCCGCCUUUGAGACUGGCGCUCCUCAGGCAGGCAUCGUUGUUGGCGGCGCCCAACAGACGGUGCUAGGUCCACGCAUCCUGCAACGCUUGGUGGUGCUGCGCUUGCGGGAUCACUUGGUGGAGGAGGAUGGAGCGUUGGCGCCGGAAGAAAGUCAUAUAGCCACUGGUGAUGAUGAGAGGGGUGAAGCUGACAUGGCUAUGACUGAAGUUCGACUCCAAAUCCAAACCGCCGGAGGCCAGCGCCGGGUGGUGUCGAUCCCUGUGUCCAUGUUAGCGACACUUGGGAGUGAUCAGGCGGGAGCCACUGGAUUGCUUCGCUUGCUGCAGGCCGUCGAGGACAACGCUGACGAUGCGGACCCCGGGCCGCGCCCUGCGCCGUGCCCUGCGCCGUGAGCACAGGAGUUUUCAGCACAGAAAA